Paramuricea clavata is the source of this 13529-nucleotide messenger RNA. NCBI's taxonomy places the organism in Eukaryota, Metazoa, Cnidaria, Anthozoa, Malacalcyonacea, Plexauridae. The record is from the annotation of a GenBank genome assembly.
GUACGAGUGAACCACCUGUCGCAUAUUAUGCAUCCACACAUCUGCACUUGUGUCAACAAAAUAAGCUUUUAAACAUUUAUAUCUCUAUUUUCUACGUGUCCGCAGCGAAUGAAUUCGCUGCUUUGACGUCUAAUUGUGCUGUGUGCUGCUUUUGUUCACACAUACGACGUCUGGAGUCUCUGAGCAACACAGGGAGCGAUGAAUUUGCUCAGUUUUAUUUUGAUUUUUAUCUCCACUGGCCUUGUAGGAGUGCAUGCCGAAGAAGAUGGGUAUAAAUUUUUAUUGUGAUACGAAAUUCCGAAACUAGAAAACGUCCGCUAGAAAUUACCAGUUUUUAACAACGUUUAAAUUAUAUUUCUGCUAGAAUUGAAAAAAUUGCAAAAGGUUUAGGAGACAAGCUCGCUCAGGUGCUGGAAAAUUCAACAAAUUAUACGGAAUUGUCUAAUAUCCCGGUAAGUUUAUAUAGAGUUGCAAAAAUUUAUUCAUUCGAAACGUUAUACACAACUCAUUUAAUACGUUAUAUUUGAUUGAAAUUCUGUAACGCAUUCUUUUCAUGGCCUUAAUUGUGCCUAAUUCUAAAUUAUUUUAGAAGGAUGUUACCACAAAAACGUUGGAGGAAGCUCACAUAAAAAGUGACAUUGAAAAUUUGACAAAAUUAUUCGAAAGCCGAUUAUCCAUAGCUCAAGUAAGUGUUUGAAUUUCAUGUUGAUUUUCAAAUCUACAUUAUUUAAUAGAAAAACAUUGCCUGAUUAAGUGAAUAUGUGGAUAUAUAUGUGCCAGCUUGCUACAGUAAAUAGCAAAUAUGUGAAAAGACGACAUUUAACACAUUAAAUCGCAUCGAGUCCUAUGUGCCCUAGCUACUUUAUUCUUCUCUGUCAAGUUGUCAACCCCAAACGAUUUUACUCAUGAAGGGCGAACUCGCCAACUUAAUUAGUUUAUAUGCCAUGUGUCUAUAGUUGACUCAUUAAGUUGCAUUGCUCCCCAAUGUGCCCUAUGCUUAUCGAACACUGCACAAUAUUUCUUGUCAAGGGGGAGAGCACUAAGACCCUGUUUGCACGGUACCGGACAAAUUUGGAACCGGUCUGAAAUUUGGCCGUGUAAACACAUGAGAACCACAGAACCGGGCGAAUUUGAGACCCCCUAACAGGACGAAUUCAUGUGUAAACAGGCGAAAAAGGAUGAGUUUCAGACUGGUCCGGUACCGUGUAAACGGCGUCUAAACAACGGCUGGUAAUCGAGCCUAGGAGAGCAUUGGCACUCAAUCAGUUAACAUAAACCUCCAAAUAUAAGCCCUGGGCUUAUAUUCAUUCAUAAGCAUUUUUUGAUGGGCUUAUACAUGGAGGGCUUAUAUACAUGGAAGGCUUAUAUACAGAGGAGGGCUUAUAAUGUGCCUGUAAACUAUACCAUGAAUGAAAAGAAAUGUAAGUUACAUACAGUGCAUAACACAUGUAAUAAAACAAAUUGGUUAAUUUUAACAUAUAGUCAGGCUAACCAAUGUUAAGGUCCCUGCAUCUUUUGAGGGUGUAGUCUUUUGGAGAGGGUCUGUCCAAGACGCGUCGCAAAGGCCAAGAUAUAACAAUUUUGAUUGGGAGCUGCUGUAGAUCGUUUCAAAUUAUGUCCAGUAAGUCCUAUAUAGGCAAGGUGCUGAGAAUAACCCUACUCGCACACAUAGUGGAGAUAAUAUAUACAUACCUGAAAUCCCAUGACGGAUUGGGAUGGAAAAAAUUAUGGAAGCAGAAAAUUGCCAGAAAUGCCAAACUAGAAAUUGCGGUUGCCAUAGGGUAUUUUUAAAACACAAAACAAUAGACACUCCGAAAAUUGUAAACAUUUUAAUUCUUUACAUUUCGACUAUAAUUUAAGUCAUCUUCAGAAGAAGAUGAUGAGAUGACUAAGACAACCAUUGAUAGCCCUUGCAACCACUUGACCCACCUUGACCCUCUUGCAGUCAAUUUUUUGAAAUUAAUUAAUAAAGCAAGAUCAUUGCUUAGACGUAAAAAAAAAAUACCUGUGGUUCCGGUUCCCGACCGACCCUAUUUUUUUCUGCCGACCCUAUUAUUUUUUCAACGCGAUUGACUGUGCGACCCUAUUUUCUCCAGGUGGUUGCGGGCUGCUCGUACAGCGUGCCAAAAUGGCAUCUGUUGUCACACUAAUUAUUGAACCAAAUUGCCUAAAUUCGUCCAUAGGAAAUACUCAUCUCUAGUUAAUAUUGAUGUUGGGACUCUACUGCAAAUCGCCCAGCAAAAAACUGCCAAAACCAUGAAAAAAAUAUUCAAAAAAACAACUUAUUUCCGACCUACCGACCCUAAUUUUUUCACGAUAUGAAACCGGAACCACAGGUAUUUUUUUUUACGCCUUACUCUAUUUUUUGAAAUCCCCAAAUAUGACUCUAUGCCUAAUUACCUGGGAAUCCUACUCACAAUAUUUACUGCCAAAAAAAUCAAGGUGGCUGCCUUACUGCCACACUGAGCAAAGUAAAUGGAUGUACAAAACACACAUACUGGAACAUAAAAUAAACCUCUAAAUAGUAGCAGGCCCACCCCCAAGCAAUGAUCGCCAUAAAAAACUUGAACUACAUUUAACAAUUAGGUAUGUACAAUAGGCAAUUCCAGCUUUUAAUUUAUGUGUGCAGGUGGUGCUGGGAAGUAAGGUAUCAUAUUGCUGAUUAUGCUGAAAAAUUUCAAUAAAAACAACCGAAAUACCGGUAUUUUAAUAUUUACAAGACUUAAUAUAAGCUAUCACUCCGUGUUUACACGGCCACCAUUUUUAUCUUUUCAGCAUAAUCAGCAAUAUGAUACCUUACUUCCCAUCCCCCCUGCAUGCAUAAACUAAAAGCUGGAAUUGCCUAUAUAACUAUAACAAUCAGACCAUGAAAGCAAUGCUGUAUGGCAUGUAUAUACCCCACAAGGCAAAUUCUGGCAUGCAAACAAAACAAAAAAUAUAGCUAAUGCUGUGGGAUUGGCAAAGUCCUAACACAAGGCAUUAGGUACAGGCAUAAGGCACAGGCUAUAGGCAGAAGGCAAGGCUAUAGACAGAAGGCAAGGCUAUAUAUGUACUAGACAAAGGCAAGGCUAUAGGCAUAAGGCAAUACGGCAGGCAAAAUGCAAUGAUAUAGGGGUAGCUAGGACAAUGCUGUAGAUAAGGCAAUGCUGUUGGAUAAAGCACUACAAUAGACUAAGACAACCGUCUGGCAACAUGAAAUAUGCACACCACCAGCAUCAUGAUGGGCCGAUGCGUAACAAGCAUGGGAAGGGCUAAUGGAUAUUCCCCCAAGGGAGGGAGAGACAGGAUAUUUAGGCAUGAUGUCAACAACCCCUUGUCCCAGGGCCCCCAAUAACGCUCUCAUUGCCAUCUGUUAACUAUACUGUAUCUUUAUGAAAUAACAAGAAAUUAUGCAUUUCUUAGGGUGCAUUGUCAAUUAUUGUGAUCACAAUACAUUGUUGAUCAUUGUGAUUACAAUACAUAUAUCAUAAGCAUGUUUUGGUUUAUAAAUUUCCAGAGAGGAGAGGUCCGAGUGAUCAAUAUAUCAUGAUAAAAGCGACUAGUAUAAGAAAGGAUUGUCAGGCAACUGUAGAUAGAUAUGUUAUAUUAUAUAACUUAUAUGUACACUCUAAAAACACCCUGGUUCAAAUUUCCCUGGGUAACUUAGAAAUGUACCAAUACACCCUUUCGAUAAUUACGUCACAACUACACAGUUUUCAACUUAGGACCACCUUAAAUGGAAAGAAUUUCAAGUUUUUUUCUCAUGGGCUAUGCACAGAGAAGCAGAACAUCCUUCUUCAACACAUGCAUGAAAAAGAAUUCUUUAUUUUGACCAAUAAAUGUGGAAAUAAGCUUAACACGAAAACGAGGCUCCUCGUUUUCGUGUUAAUGCUUAUUUCCAUAUUUAUUGAUCAAAAUCCAAAAAUAGUUUUCAUGCAUGUGUUGAAGAGGGAUGUUCCGCUUCUCUGUGCAUAGCCCAUGAGAAAAAACAACUUGAAAUCCUUUUCAUUUAAGGUGGUCUUAAGUUGAAAACAGUGUAGUUGUGACGUAAUUAUCGAAAGGGUGUAUUCAUAGGGUGUAUUGGGUUAAUUUAAUAUUCCUGGUGUAAUUUCCUGGUUAUUUUAUCUCACUUCCUACCAUAGUCUGGUGAAUGUAACCAUGAAUCUGGGCUUCCUUAAUGUAAUUUCCUGGUUAAAUUAUCCAGAUUAUAUGUAUAUGUUACUGGCAUUAUAAUAGCUCAUUUGUAAAUUCUGAACACUGUUUGGCUAAAGAGCCGUGUUGACAUAACUCAAUGUCAAAACGGAAAAUUUCUUCCUUUAUAUUUCUUUGUGCUAUAUCAUAAAAAACUAUAAAACAUUUUUCCGUACUGACAUACAGUUCGAUCUACUCGUUUUCCCAAUUUCCACUCGUGUUGAUAUAACUGUAUAUCAACACGGAAAAUGUUUUAUAUAUUUGUUAAGUAUGGCAUAUUUAAUAUCAUAUAUAACAGUAUUUAAUAUCAUUUAGAUAGAUAGAUAGAUAGUUUAAUGAUCCCAAAAUUUACAGCCAAAAUUGAGCUGAAUUAGAUUAGGAAUUUACAAUAACAUCAAAAAUACAAUUAAAAGAUCUAAGUACGACUAAACUAUGUACAAUUACUAUAAAAAAAGCUGUUCUGAAGUCUGUUAGUUUUACAGACAGGAACUUGAAAUUUACGAGUAUUCCUAAGCUUAAAAUUACAUUUAUUUAACUUCGGUAAAAAUCGAUAUAGUUUAUGUUCUGGAUUAUUACUAAUUUCCUGAAAAAGGUUAGUUGUUUGAGUCUGUCUACGAAUAUACACUGUCUCUAAUUUAGCGAGUUCUAAUGCUUCAAAAUAAGAAACAAAUGGGAAAAUAAUUCUCAUGGCGCGCUUCUGUAGGGCUUCAAGUUCAUCAGACAAAUAUUUGGGCAGUGAAUUAUGGUAGACAGGGCAGGCGUAUUCCAUGGCGGGCCGAAUGCAUGGGAUGUAAAAGAUUACCAGAUCCUUAUUUGCGACUCUUGCUCUCUUCAAUUGUCUGAGGAAGUAGAGUCUUUUGGACACUUUUCGCGAUAUUUCCGAUAUAUGGUGGUUCCAUUUCAGGUCACUCGUAAUGUUCAAUCCAAGUAGCUUGACACAUGAAACUUGCUCGAUAGCUUUUCCAUUAACGAUGAUUGGGUUGAAAUCUGCAGGCGACUUUGCAAACGAUAUUCGCAUUUCUUUACACUUUUUUUCAUUUAAUUGGAAUUUAUUCUCACCCGAUUUUGUUAUAAGCUCAUUAACAUCGUCUUGGAUUCUACUUGCCUGGUUCUUUGCAACAUUUUCCGCGAUUGUAGUAUCAUCUACAUAUUUCCAUAGAUCUGUGUUGGUGACAUCGAUAUCAUCGACCAUUAAGGCGAAAAGCCACGGGCCCAGCUUGGUCCCUUGGGGUACCCCUGCUGGUAUAUCACCCCAUUCAGAUUUACAGUCCUGACCAAGUUUAACCCUUUGCUUGCGAUUCUUAAGAUAGUCUAAUAUCCAGCUCAAGAUAGAAUGCGGUAAGUUGAGGGUGGACAACUUAGAAGCCAGGAUACUGUGGUCUAUCAGGUCGAAUGCUUUCUUAUAGUCGAAAAGUACGACCCGCACUGCUGAUCCAGAACCGUCAGUAUGUUUGGUCCAAGUAUGCACCAUGUUGAGUAAAGCUUGCGUAGUGGAAGAUUUCGGUAUACAUCCGAAUUGGUUAUCGUUGAUCUUCUUUAUUACAGCCGGUCGCACAUGCCCCUCUACAACAAACUCUUCGGCUACUUUGGAUAGAACCGGUGUUAACGAUAUUGGGCGUAAAUCUUUGUUAAUGUCCCGGACUUGUUUCUGUUUAGGAAUAGGAACAAUAUCGGCACUUUUCCAUGAUGGAGGGAGACGUCCUUCGCUAAAGGAAGAGUUGAUAAUGCUUGUUAUAGGAGCCAAUAAUAAAUCGGCAUUCUCCUUAAGCAGCCAAGCUGGUAUGCCAUCUGGUCCGGUGGCUUUCUUUGGAUUGAGGGAGGAGAGCUUUAAAUAAACCCUGUCGGCGGUGACCAUGUAUGGAACUGCUGAUGGUUCUGCAGAUGGGUCAUUAUGCUGGGGAUCAUAAUCAUUCGGCAAGGGUUCAAAGAUACGCAUUGGAGAUAAAAAGGCUUCGUUGAUUGUUUUCGCCAAAACUUCGUCUUCGGGGGUCCCAUCAGAACACUGAAGAUGAUUUGCAAGGUCACUUAUGCUAGAGGACAUGGAAGAUAGGCCACUUAGUUUCUUGACUUCACUCCACCAUGAGGAUGGAUUACAAUCUUUCAAAUGUGCCACUUUAGGCAGCGUUUACACUGUACCGUUUUCGUAGCGUUCUCGUAUUGUUCGAGAGAACUAGACUAUUGUCUUGCGUUCCCUUGAGGAUUAAGAACAAUACGAGAACGCUACGAAAACGGUACAGUGUAAACGCUGCCUUAAGGCCGGAUUCCACGAGGCGGAAUUUUUCGACCGAAACGAAAUUUCUCUUUGUCUUUUUACAAUUAGUUCUGCUCGAGAGCUCAUGUAAAGGCGGUUUUCCACUAGGCGAAAUUUUUCGACCGAAUCGAAAUUUCUCUUUGUUUAUGAGCUCUCGAGCAGAACUAAUUGUAAAAAGACAAAGAGAAAUUUCGUUUCGGUCGAAAAAUUCCGCCUCGUGGAAUCCGGCCUUAAGGCGGUUUUCCACUAGGCGAAAUUUUUCGACCGAAUCGAAAUUUCUCUUUGUUUCAGAGCUCUCGAGCAGAACUAAUUGUAAAAAGACAAAGAGAAAUUUCGUUUCGGUCGAAAAAUUCCGCCUCGUGGAAUCCGGCCUUUAGUGUCAUAAUAUUUCGCUCUACAGGUCUUGCGUUCACGGUUCACUCGAUUUCUGAGAAGACGGAACGAUGGAAGGUUACCUUGCAUGAGAGCCCUCUGGCGACGUCGAAUGAGAUCUUUCAGGGUCGAGCUGACCCAAGGUGGUUCGCCGGGAUAUAUCGUUUUAGAUCGUAAGGGUAAUACAUAAUCCAACCCCACUUGAACAAUUGAUUCAAGAAUUGCAACUUUUUCCGCGCAGGAGUUGACCGUAUUAGUAUGUGCAUUAACAUCAACAGUCUCGAGAUACGAACUCAACGCGAGACGAUUGCUCGGUCUAAGGUCUCUUGAUUUAAUGGUUCGGCGCUGGUCUGGCAGCUGCAAUCUAUUCUUAGGUUGUAUUUCGACUGACAUGUGGUCAGAUAAACCAUGAGGGGAUCGUUGGAUAGGAUCUUUGUAAAAUUGCUUUAGAUUAGUUAACACUAAGUCCAGGGUUCUGGAGCCGCGUGUUGGAAAAUUUACAAUUUGCUUAAGGUUGUAGUUGUUUCUCAGCCUGGAAAUAUUCAACCUGUUAAAGUCACCAACCAACAAGAUUCCGCAGUUAAAGAAACGAGAUUCGAUCAAUGAGAGGCAUGAAUAAAGAUAUUGCAGUAAAUCCCGGUCAUUAGCACUUGGCGGAUGGUAAACAGUUCCUAAAACAAUAGAGCUGUAUCCCCUUGGGAGUCUCGCCGGUCGUAACGUUAACCAGAGAACUUCAUAGUUUGGGUUUUGCAGAUCAUCUAGGAGGGCAAAAUUGAUGUUAUUUUUAAUAUACGUACAUAUGCCACCGUGGUCAAUGCCAAUUCUGUCUCUCCGCACCCCGCUAUAACCCCCAAUGUCGAUUAUAUUGUCGUCAAUAUGGCUUUUAAGCCACGUCUCUGUUAUGCAAAUAAGGUCCACAUUGGCUUGGCUUACAAAAUGCCGAAUUUCAUCGAUCUUCGGGGCCAAGGACAUAACAUUUGAUAGAUAUAACGACGGAACAAAAGUUGAUGGAGAUCUCCUCCUAUUUGCAGGUGGUUCCACGUUGAUUUUUAUGCAGUUAGCAAUGUUAUGGCGCCGUGUAUGAUUCCGUACGGAUACGUUUUGGUUGACCGCAUGGCGUUGAAUAACUUCAAUUUGAGCUCGAUGUCGUAGAUUUCGUUCCAGAACUGCACGACCCGCUCUAUUUCCACGGUAUUUUGGCCAUUUAGGUUUAAUAAUGUUUUUAGCAAGGCUUACAAGUCGAUGGUUAACUUCAAACAACAUUUUAAAACAUCAAAUAUAUAAAAUUUAGGAGAGGUAUAAAAAUGCAGCCAUCCAUGCGGCGCAUGGCGCAUAUAUAACGGUAUAUAUCGUUUUUGCGUAAAAAUUGGCUUAAAAUGAUGAUAUAUAGUUUGACAGUAUAAGGCAGGUCAAAUUCAUGCCAUUAUCUAGUACCGCAUUUAUUCGUUUAAACGCCACGGUGCUCUAAAGUUAAAUAUUUAGUGUUUCGAGGAGACAGUUUUUCUUGCAGUUGGUUGAAAGACAAAUUAAAGAAAGAAAAGUUUGGUUUAGGAGAAGAUAAGUUCAAGUUAUAUCAGCGUCUAUAUACUUAGAAACACUGCAAAACAUUAUUAGAACACCAACACAGAAAAACUCAAAAUAAGUACAUGCCUAAAAAUUGAAAAUUCCUAAAAUAUUGAAGUUUACUGUUGAUUAAUUGUUAUGAACAUUAAUUAAUUCAACAUGUUUCCAUUGAUCAAUUACGUUUGUCUGCUUAUUAGAGGUUAUUCGGCUCAUUGGUGACUGGUGAAUAGGGGUAAUACGCCAGAAGGCGAAUCGUACGCGAUGGAUCAUGAUAAUGUUUGUAUAUGUUUGUAUGUUUUGUUGGUAAUUGUAGUCGUUAAUAUUAUUAGUUGAUAUUAAACUUGAUGUAUUAUAAUGGAUCCACAGUAAAUGGCCGUAGCUGUUGCGGUUUCCAAGCCAGCUGAUGCAUGUUGAGGCAAAGUGUAAUAAAUUAUAUGAAUUAUUAUAAAUUGUAAUGAUGAUGUUUUAGUGUAAGGAAAUCAUUGGGUCCGGAGGUAUAUGCCCGCUUAAGAUGGGUGUCCAUUAAAUAGGGUUCGACUUAACCAAGAAAUGUUAUCAAUAGAAUGAAACACGUUUCGAAUGUUAUAUUUUCGUUCACUCCCCCCCCUUUGAUGAAGACGAGUUUUUACAAAAUGUCAAACUCAUGCUUCGUCGGAUAUGCUAAUUCGGGAGAGUUUCAAUGGCUGUGAUGUUGAAUUAAACGUAACCUGAAGUUCAGGCCCUAUCACAGAAUAGGGCCUGACACAAAACCUAUCUAAAGUGUGGGAUUCCCGUCCACCUGGUGGACGGGAAAUCUGAUUGGUUGAUCAGCAUCAUGAAGGAUUUUGAUUGGUUGCAAGUUCACAUAAACAACAGUUUUAAAAAUAGCUCGGUCAAGGCGAGAAUUAAUCCAUUAUCGAUUUCUUCGAAUUUCUUUUCUUUUAUGCUUUAUGGCAGAAAAUAAAUCAAACAAACAGUAUUUUGAAAGGGCUUCAUCAAAAUCUUUGACGAAUUUGGACACACACGACGCUGAAAGAACAGCCAAACUAGUCAUGUAUUCGAAAGCUUGUUGUUGACAGCCAAGAUGUUCUGCCAACUUGCUUCGCCGGCAAAAGUCUUAUUUUUAAUAUCAGGUCGUACCGUCGUAAUUGUUUUCUGAGCUACAUCGCCUUCUUCGUGGUAUGAUUGAGAAUUUAAUUGUUGCUGUUAUUAGCCCGUUAGUCGUUAGAGUAUAUCCGCGUCCAGCAAGUUGAGACCUUGAGAAAGCUUGGCAGUCAAGCCGUGCACAGAACUGACUAAUUAAAUCUUUGUUUGCUGUUCGCCUGUUCGGUUAAAUAGAGAAACUGACUCUUAAUUAUAUAAAAGUACCUUGAAUUUUUAAGUUUAAUUAAAAAGCAAAAUGCUCUGCGGACAUGUUCAUGAGAAUAUAAUUUUUUUGUGUAACGAAAUCUACAACACUUGUCAAUCAUAUUGCAUGUGUGUCUAAAAAUAACAUGUGGGCGUCCCACGGUCUAGACAGGUUUUGUGUCAGGCCCUAUUUCAAAUUAGGGCCUGAACUUCAGGUUAAAUUAAACGCUGCUUUGUUGUGAAUAAAGCCGCUUUUAAUAAUAAAUUUGUAAUAUAUGAAGCACUUAAACAAGGCGGUUCUUAAUGACUAUAAAUAUACUGUAUAGUAUACAUAGUUAUCAACAAAACCGCAAUAUUAAUUUCUAAUAUUCAAUUUAAGAUCAAGCAACUUCAGUGAGCAAAACGUAUUUUUUCAUUCUUCUAAUAUCUGGAUAAGAUUGGUUUUCACCAGAAGCUUUGACAAAUUUUAUGGGGUUUUUCUUCUUUUUCUAGUUUUGCUAUAAUAUCACAAUCUGUAACAGUGAACUUAAAUUAAUAUUAUGCAAUAAAAAGAAGAAAUUUCUUUGUAUAUUUGUCAUGAUAACGAGCAUGAAAAUAAUCUAGGAUAUAUUAAUUUCCUGUUAUGUCAAAAUCAUCUACAAGUGCAUGUACCCACUUGAGACAUUUGAGACACUUGAAACUCAAGGCAGAAAACACUACGGGACUGCAUUUUAAUCGAUUUAGAAGGCGUGCAAUAUAGUGACUGUUAAAUUUGUAGAGCAUUGCAUACCCCAUAACACAUGCGCAGUAUUUGAAAUGCAGUUUGGUCUUCGUGUGCAUGAACGCGGCACCGUCUGUAGGCUACCUUUAACUUAUUUUCCCGACUAUUUGAGCUCGUUUUGCGAAACCUUGUCGAAACUAGUAUAACGGCUUAGCCUUAGUAUGAAAAGACGUAAAACAUGGCGUCAUUAUUGAUGGAUCCAGCAUGAUGCUCUGCCAGCUCAAGUCGCUUGCUUGACUAUUGUAUUUGAAUUGUAAUUGUUGUUCACAGUUUGCUUGUCAUUAUGUUGUUAUACUCAAAUUACUGUAUCUCAUCUCUCUAAUAUUGUUUUGCUUUAUCAUGAAAAUUAGCACCCCUCCCCCAUGCCCCCUCCCAGUAAAUCCAUGUGGUUUGAACUUUAGACAAUUUCUGACAACAAUUUUACGUAUAUGUACGUUUCGGCUAUCAUAUAGCUUUCGUCAUGCAGUCGGUAUAUAUAUAAUUAUUAUAUAAAUUUGUCUUUACAGCCUUAUAAACUUAAUAAUAAAAGAAAACUGAUAAAAACGAAAUCUUAUAUAUAUAUUUUUAGAAAAUGGCGGAGUAUGCUGAGAACGUUUAUGCAAAACACAUUACGAAAGAUAAUCUCGAUGAAAGUGUAAGUAUAUAUUGAUUAUUGUCGCAUAAAAAGCCUGAUGUAAAAUGCAUUUGCAGAUAUAAGUGUCAAGUUUUCUUUCGACACAGAAAAUGCUGUUCAUUCAGUUUAUCCCUUUUUUUAUGAAAUGAGCGCAUCGGCGUACGAGACAGGACGAUAGUGCCCCCUCCUCCCGCUGAAAGGAAUUAGAAAACGGAGGAAAGUUGGAAAAAUGCUGGGGAAUUAUUAAAAUUCUCCAUAAAAAUUCGGGCAGACAUUUCAGUGACCCCAUGCAGGAUAGGAUCGGUUCCGUACUCUUAUGAAUGAACUUAAUGAUUUUAAUAAUAAUUUAUUUGAUUUACCACAAAAAAUAUAUAGAGAGAGGAUAUUACACGACGGCGCGAAGAUAUGACUUUUAUUUUCGAGUGGUGGAAACAAUAUUUUACGAACGAGCGCAGCGAGUGAGUAAAAUAUUGUUUUUAACACGAGAAGAUAAAAGUCAUAUCUUCAAGCCACCGUGUAUAAUGUUCUGUUUAUUAUAUAGUCCCAAGCAAAAAAUUGUGAAAUUUCACGCUCAAAAGCAAAUUGGAAAAAGUCACGACGUGACGUGAUCGAUAUCUUCACUAGUGAUGAUAUAUGGAAAAUAUCGAUCACUGUGUAUUUUUCAGUAUCUCACUCUCUACUAUAUAUAAUAAACAUAAUUAUACAAGUAUACCAACAAUCAACGAGGUAGCCCAUGUAUACAAGCCUUAUGGUUUCUAUUUGGGCUUUCCUCACCACAAUUAUUUUUGUAGCCUAUAUGUAUAAUUUUUUUUAUACACAUACAAAUUAAAAUAAUUGUGCUGAGGAAAGCCCAAAUAGAAACCAUAAGGCUUGUAUACAUAGGCUACCUCGUUGAUUUCAGAUUAAAUAAUUCAUGUGCAUGAUACUAGGGCAAAGAAUCAGAAUCACAUUUAUUUCACACCGGGUAUUUAAACUAAGGAUAACAUUCAGCAGAAUUUACUAAGUAUAUAUAGUUACAAAACCAAACCCACAUAUUAAAAUUACUAUAUUAAACAAAGUUAACGUACAGUGAUCAAAGUUAUUAUAUAAAAGUAUAUGACGGCGACAUAACAGAACUGUGUAAGUAUUUAUAUUUGCGAAUAAAUAAGGAAUUGACUAUACCUAUUCUUAAAAUUAGAAACUAAAUUUGACUUUUUUAUAUGGUAAGGAAUUGUCUCCCAAAUUUUUGAUGAAAUAAAUCUAAAAGUAAAGACUCCAUAAUUUGUUCGAGCUUUCGACCUAAUAAAAUCUGCCUUUUAGAUGUUCGACUUUAAGAAUGGAAUGAAUAGAUAGUCGAAUAAGAAUGGUUGAACCAAAUUACUAAAUAUGUUGAAGUUAUAUGUAUUAACGAGAAGAAAGAAACGACCUUAACUUAGAUUGAAAAUUAAAAAUAGAAUAGAUGAUGAAUUAUACGUAUAUCGCGGGAUUGAACGUAUUGAAAAAUUUUGGUUCUUGAUAAUUAACAGAAAAUUGAUGAGUAUUUGUCCUGCAAUAAAGGACAACGCAUGAAUUUAGAUUUCAGUUGCUAAAAUUUUGUUCAAGUUCUUAGUGAAACCAUUUCCUUUUGUAUCAAAAUACGAAAUUAUAAACUUCAUGCAUUCUGUAUUAUAUAUGUGCAGUUGCAUGAGUAACAACUCAAGCCUGUGUUUGCAUAGGUUCAUUGUUCAUUUGUUAUGACCCAUAGCAGGUCUAUAGUAGUAUAGAACUGCAACGAUAUGAUAUGUAACGAUCUUUCCCAUCUAUAUUAAAAAGGAAUAAAUAGAAGAUUUUAGACGGUUGCGAGGAGAUAUGGAUUUUAUGUUCGAGUGGCAAAAACAAUAUAUAUAUAUGAGAUAUUGUUUUUAACACGAGAACAUAAAUCCAUAUCUUCUCGCAACCGUUUAAUGUUCUGUUUAUUAUAUGGAAUUAUUCAGAGUGACAAUUAAAUACACGCAAAGAGGACAUGUAAAUAAGCACACGAAAGACCAGUAUAAAAGCGAUAUUUUUUAAAUUAUAGUGCAAACAUAAAACUAGAAUAAAUUUUACUUAUCUCAAGAUAUCUUUUAAAUGUUUUCGUUUUAUUCCCAACGUUAAUUUCGUUUUCAGUAUAUACGAACCAAAGACCAUUUGUAUUUUCCGCAAAACAACAACAGUCAACAAUGAAAAUGGCGGGAAAUUUUCGAACUUCGUAUGUCACUCGCAAGCGUGAAAUACGGAAAAUACGCGCAUCUGGUCCCGGAUGUAGUGGCAUAUAUGCAGAGUUCUACGAGUGUUUUAGUUUCCAUAUAAUAAAUGUUAUUAUUUUACAGUAUGUUUACUUCGAUGCUGUUGGAGGGAAUGUUUCGACGCUAAUCGAUAAUCUUGAUGGAUUUUCUGAUGGUGUCACUUUCACCACAAGUGCUGUUCAAACGCCUACAGAUCUCUACCAGUACAGUAUGUUGAAUUUUCUCUCUUAA